ACCCAACACUCCCCCACAGACUGAGCAUUAAGUUCUACGACUAAGCUCUACAGUUGCUUCUGUUAAUAAUCAACCCGGCUCAUAGGUUAACACGUCAAUAGUUUUUCUAGUACUACGUUUUUUAAGUGAAAAGAAAAUUUAUUAAACAACAACAAAAUGGUCCAAAAACAUCGUUCAGUUUCCAAAGCCACCCUCGCCAAGGAUGUGAGCCCGAUGCGCAACAUGACAAUCAACAAGCAGGCGCUCGCCUCGAGUCCUGCCAACGGCAUGACACAAAGCUUCGGUGGCCGCUUAUGUGUGCCCUCGGCAACGUCGAGCAGCUGCAACAGCGCCGACAAAUGGAAAUACAACAACAUGGUGAACAAUCAACGCGAACAAUUCAACAGUUUGCACUUCUGCUAGACGCCUGGCUUCCUGGUUCUUCGACAAUGGGUGACCAAAAUUUGAGUUCGAAGAAAUUUUUCGAAAUUUUACUCGCUAAAGCAGCAAGAUCGGCGGCGUCGCACAUAUUUAGGCACAUUCACACAUAUAAAAUAUCAUCAAAGUUGUUUCUUAGCAUUCAAAUAAAUUAUAUAUUUUAUAGUUAAACAUUAGAAA
This is a messenger RNA of Bactrocera dorsalis (oriental fruit fly), 597 nucleotides long. RefSeq lists its product as uncharacterized. The record is from RefSeq and is a predicted model, not a curated record. The coding region runs from base 157 to 402 and encodes 81 amino acids. The transcript has a single exon. NCBI's taxonomy places the organism in Eukaryota, Metazoa, Arthropoda, Insecta, Diptera, Tephritidae.